Messenger RNA from Python bivittatus (Burmese python), 546 nucleotides. RefSeq names its product olfactory receptor 14A16-like. Gene Ontology annotation, cellular component: membrane. The record is from RefSeq and is a predicted model, not a curated record. Gene Ontology annotation, molecular function: olfactory receptor activity; G protein-coupled receptor activity. NCBI's taxonomy places the organism in Eukaryota, Metazoa, Chordata, Lepidosauria, Squamata, Pythonidae. Gene Ontology annotation, biological process: G protein-coupled receptor signaling pathway.
AUGAUGAACUGGGAUGCCUGUUUACAAAUGGCAGCCGCUUCCUGGAUAAGUACUUUGAUCCAUGCUCUGCUACACACCACUCUCACUUUCAGGUUAAAUUUCUGCAAAUUACACAUAAUUGAGCAAUUUUUCUGUGAUGUCCCUCAGCUACAAAAGAUUUCCUGUACUGAUACAAGAAUCAUUCAAAUUCUGAUUUUGGUUGUAGGGAUUAUUGUAGACUCAUUUUGUAGUGGGUUCAUUUUUGUUUCCUAUGGCUACAUCUUCUCUGCUGUGCUAAAAAUUCCUUCAGUUCAAGGCAGGUACAAAGCUUUUUCAACAUGUACUCCACACCUGAUGGUUUAUUCUUUAUUUUUGAGCUCUGGCAUGUUUGCAUAUAUGAGGCCCCAAAGUCUUUCCUCCCCCACUUUGGACUUGCUCUCUGCUCUUCUCUACACAGUUUUGCCACCAUUACUGAAUCCCCUCAUUUAUAGCUUUAGGAACAAGGACAUCCAAAAGGGUAUGUGGAGAAUGCUUAAAAAAAUAAAAGUAUACGUUUUAUCUAUGUAG